This is a messenger RNA of Chara braunii, 769 nucleotides long. The record is from the annotation of a GenBank genome assembly. NCBI's taxonomy places the organism in Eukaryota, Viridiplantae, Streptophyta, Charophyceae, Charales, Characeae.
UAACAUGGGUUAACAAAGGGGUAUGUGGGAAUGUGGGAGGAGGGGUUACUUGGCUUUAAUGACGGCGUUGAGGGGUAUCUGGGAAUGUGGGGGGGGAGGAGAGAGUGAAGCCAAGGAUACGAGUGUCACACAGGAGUUGAGCGAUCACAGCUCGAAGCUACAAAUUUCGGAGAAACGAAAACGGGGACCUGAGAUGGUACUCAAGGAUAGCCCGCCUAUGGAGAAGCCGCCCAAGCGAAUACCGAAGCAGGGAGUACUAAAACCGGUGAAGUUGACCGCCCUCAUGACCAGGGCAAAAGCACGAAGAUUGUUGAGUACCAUGCCAUUAAAGAAGACUCCCGGACGACCACCAACCAUCAGCUUACCGGUGAAGACGCCGUUAUCUGGGGGGAAGACCUCGAGGACACCGAGGACGAUUAGAGCGACCUCUCCACAGAUGCCGUUGUGCGCUCAUGUUACGCGCGGUGCCUUGGAACGUCUACGCUAUCGGAACAAGAUGAUCGAUGAACUAAACUCGCUUGAUGUUGUGGAAUUACAAAAGUUGUGCAAGAAGGAGGGUAUUCCUUACGAUGGGAAGAUUGAGUCGAUACUCGAUAUUGCCGACAUGAAGGCAAUGAAGAAGUUCGGCACUACGAUGCAGGAGAUUGCCGAAGUGAUAAGUGUCGAAGAAUCAGAGGACCUGGUGGGCGGCUCAGACUGAGAAGUCGGAUCUGACGAUGUGGUGGCCUGAGGACCUUUGGAGACGCCGAAGUUAUGGAAGCUUUGCAAA